Molecule: messenger RNA, 1808 nt
Organism: Nematostella vectensis (starlet sea anemone)
Lineage: Eukaryota; Metazoa; Cnidaria; Anthozoa; Actiniaria; Edwardsiidae
Product: inactive peptidyl-prolyl cis-trans isomerase FKBP6
Exons: 16
Coding region: 106-1542 (478 amino acids)
Molecular function (GO): peptidyl-prolyl cis-trans isomerase activity; protein binding
Source: RefSeq, a predicted model, not a curated record
CGAGUAAUGCCUGGCACUUCCAUGUCUUGUCAGAGAGCGCCGCGUUAGUGGCUUGUACAGGGGAUUUCUGUAUAUUUUUGCGAUAUUUCAACGAAGAAGUCCGACAUGGAAGAUCCAGAGCCCGUAGAAUCUUUUGAAGACCUUAUGCUUUCUAGUAAUGAUGGAUAUGUCCCUAACAGAUAUGCUGUUAACCUGAAAGAGGGUGUUGACCUUGCACAGCUGCGCAGAGGAGAGGGUGCAUUCUUUGAGAUUGAUGAACAAAACAAUGAUUUCCAUAACAGUGAUGACGAGGACACUGGGCCUUAUUUUGACUCGGAGCAAAUGUUCCAGCAAUUAAAUCAUGAAGUCCUUGGAGUAGAUGAUGAUGAAGAUAGUGUAAAUGAUGAAGAAAACAAUUCUAAGACACCAUUUGAGAAGAUGGCCCAAGGUAUGGAAGACCUAACUGGUGAUGGUGGGGUGCUGAAAAAAAUCAUCCGCCAAGGAACUGGCCCUGUGGUGCCUAAAACUGCAACUGUUCGCUUCCAUUCAAAUGGCUACAAGGAGUUCUGUGAUGAACCAUAUGAUUCAUCACGGUUUAGAGGCAAGCCAGAGCAAAUGAGACUUGGCGAAGGAGCUUUCCCCGGACUGGACAUUGGUGUAUCAACCAUGAGAAAAGGAGAACUCUCACGAUUCUUGUUUGACAAAGAGUAUGUCUUCAAAGAUCUCGGAUGUGAACCCAGGGUGCCUGGUGCUACAGUGAUGUGGGAAGUUGAGUUGCUGAGCUUUGUUGACCAUGGGCCUGAAGGUGACCUGGAAUCCAACUUCCCUGAGGGAGAGAGAAGAAAAGCUUCGUUUGAACAUCUGUUGGCGGUUGCCAAUGGUGACAGAGAAACAGGAAAUGACCUUUAUAAGAAGAAGUUGUAUCACAAAGCUUUUACCAAGUACUCAAGGGCCACCAAGCUGUUGGAGGAGUGUCGACUUCAAAAUGAAGAUGAAGAGAAUAUGAUGAACCAGGUUCUUUUAAAACUAUACAGCAACAUGUCGCAAUGUGCUCUGGACCAGAACCAAGAGGCAAGGUGCAUUAAGUACGCCAGGAAGGUGCUCUUUAUUGAUCCCAAGAACCCAAAGGCAUUUUACAAAAUGGGAAAGGCCUUCAUGAAGCAGGGAGAGUUUGACAAGGCACGUGAUAACCUGAUCAAGGCACGGCGUUACUGUCCAGGAAGUAAGGACAUCAGGGACGCACUGGUCACCCUGGACAAGAAUGUGGAGCGGUUCAAGGCCCUGGAGAAGGAGCAGUGUAUGAGGAUGUUUCGAGGCCUGAAUGUGACGGAUAAUGGAAAGGCACAGGGGGAGACCACAACAGAUGCACCGCUACCUGUAACUGAUGAGUUAUCUGAGAGACUCAGGAACUUUUCGGCUGAUAACCAGGUGAAGGAGUUGACAUUCCCAACAACGCUGACAGAGAAAGAGAUUAUGUAUCUGAGGGAUGUAGCGGACGGGAUGGGCUUGAAGUGUGCCCUAAACACUCUAAAGGGCAAAAAACAGCUAACGGUAACAAAAUAGUUGAGGGAUCUAUCAUGGGUCGAAGAAAGGGCACGUUCUUCAGCAAUCGAUCGACUUUUUGGAGCCAAAGCAGCCAAAGAAAUGAGAUGUUGAAAUACUAAUGUGUUAGCGACGUUUUGGACCUACUUAAGUAUGAGAGAGAGGACGUUUUGCGGCUCAUUAGGCGCCGAGAAGGAAUUGAUGGUAAGACCCAAUCGAUGAGACCAGGUCAAAAGGACAUUUAGAGGUUUUCCAAUACUUUCCAAAAUAAAGUAUAAGUAACGACC